AUGAAAGAAAAAAUAGUGAGCGGGGUAACAUGGAAUGUGGCAGGGUUAAAAAGAAAAGAAGAGGAUUUCUGGGAAUUUCUAAAAGAUUUUGAUAUAAUUGGUCUGACAGAAACAUGGGUAGAUGGAAGGGAGUGGGAGAAAUUAAAGGAGAAGAUGCCAGAGGGGUGGAAGUGGAGAUGUCAACCGGCAAGUAAAGAAUGUAGGAAAGGGAGAGCGAAAGGGGGAAUUAUUACUGGAAUGAGAGUGGAGUUGGAGGAGAUAGACAUUGGGUAUGAAGAGAAAGAGGGGUUUCAAGAAAGGGCUAUGAAGACGGAUGGAGAAAAAUGGAGAGUAGUAACAGUAUAUAAUAGAGAUGGAAAUAAAAAAGUGUUGGACAAUUUAAAGGAAUGGAUUAAAGAGGGGGAAGAAGAGAUUUUGGUGUUGGCCGGGGAUUUCAAUGCAAGAGUAGGAAAAAACGGAGGGUGGGAGAAUAAGGAAGAAGGAGAAGAUGAAGAGAGGGAGUCAAAGGACGAAAUUAUAAACAAGCAAGGGAGAGACUUGAUAGAUUUAAUAGAAGAAAGAGGGUGGAUAUUGCUAAAUGGGGGGAAAUAUGGGGAUGAGGAGGGAGAAUGGACAUACGAAAAGGCGGGUAAGAAGUCAGUAAUUGACUAUGGAAUAGUGAAUUGGGAGGGAUGGCAAAGAGUGGCCAAGUUUGAAGUAGGAUGCAGGGUGGAAUCAGACCAUCAGCCGCUGAUAUUUGAAAUCAAGAACCAGUAUGCAAGGCAAGAAGAGAAAGGGGAAGAAGAGGGAAGAGUGCAAGAUUGGUCGGAAGAGGGAGUAAGAGAGUACAGGAAGAGGAUGGAAGAAGUGGAAUGGAAAGAGGAAGACAAAGAGGUAAAUGAGGAGUGGGAAGAGAUAGAAAGAGAAAUAACGAAGGCGGUGAAAGUCAGGAGAAAAGGGAAGAGGAGAAGAAUAGGAGGUAGGAAAAAGAAGGAGGGAGUGUGUAAAGAAAUUGAAAUGCGGGAAUGGGAAAAACAUUUUAAAGAGGCAUUGGGAGGAGUAGAGGAAAAGAAGGAAAUUACACAGAGAAAGAAGAGGAGUAAAAAGGGAGAAGAGGGGAUAAAUCAAGAAGAGGUAAAUAUGGAGAUAAAGAGGUUAAAAAAGGGAAAGGCAGCAGGAUUAGAUGGAAUUAGAAACGAGGCAUGGAAAGAAGGUGGAGAGAAGAUUAGUAUUAAGGUGGGUAGAGUAAUAAAAAGAGUGUGGGAGGGGGACGGCUUUCCUGAGAAAUGGAGAGUGGGGGUGGUGGUACCAAUCUGGAAGAGAGGAGACAGGAAGGAAACAGCAAACCAUAGAGGAGUGACACUUACAAGUACCGGAUAUAAAAUGUAUGCAAAUAUAUUGAAUAAGAGGUUGGUGAAAGAUUUGGAUGAAAAAGGUGGAUGGAGUAGAUCACAAGCGGGGUUUAGAAAGGGAAGAGGAACAGUGGAGAAUAUAAAAAUAUUGAAGCAUGUGAUAGGAAAAGGGAUGAAGAAGAAAGAAAGAGUAUACGCUUUGUUUGUGGACCUAAAGGCGGCCUUUGAUAGGUUAGAUAGGAAAAUUUUGUGGGAAAUGAUGAGAAAACGGAAGAUAAAUGAAGACCUGAUACAGAGAGUAGAAGAAAUAUACGAGGAGACGCGGUGUGUAGUAAAAAUAGGAGAGGAAGUAUCGAAAGAAUUUUGGGUAGAGAAAGGUGUGAGACAAGGGUGCCCCUUGAGCCCGACCUUAUUUAAUAUAUAUUUGGCGGACAUAGAGGAAGAAUUGAAGAAAGGAAGGGGAGGAGUUAAAAUAGGAAAUGAUAGAGUUUGGUCGAUCGAAUAUGCGGACGAUAUCAUGUUGGUAGCAGAUGGGGAGGACGGUCUAAGAGAUAUGAUUAGAAGAUUCAAAAAAUACCUGGAAGAGAAAAAAUUAGAAAUAAGCACUGAAAAAUCAAAGGUCAUGGUGUUUAAGAAUAAAGGAGGAAGGGAAAAAGAGAGAUUUUGGUGGUGGGGAAAGGACAGAUUAGAAGAAGUUAAAAAAUAUAAGUACCUGGGAUACAUGAUGACAAGGAAUGGGGAAGAUAAGGAGCACAUUAGGGAGAGGAUAAGAAAGGCAAGAGUGGCAAUGGGUUGGAUUUGGAGUUACGGAGAGAGGAAAUUUAAGGGGGAUGUGAGAUGGAGGCUAAAGCUGUUUGACAGCGUAGUUAAAGGGAUUUUAUACUAUGGGGUGGAAAUAUGGGGUUAUAAAGAGUGGAAAGAAAUUGAAGCCGUACAGGAUAAGUACUUGAAAUGGGUAUUAGGACUGGAAAGGACAACACCAGGUUAUAUCGUUAGGGAGGAAUUAAAAAGAAAUAAACUUAGAGUGGAGACAGGCUGGCGGGCAGGGAGAUGGGAAGAAAGGAUAGAGAAAGGAGAAGGAGGAGAGAUUGGGAAAUUGUGUAUGAUGGAGAGGAGAAAGGAGGAAAGGAAAAGCGAGUGGAUAGAUUGGACAAGAGAGAGUGUAGAGAGAAGGGAUUAUUUAUGGAGAGGAGGCGUCAGUGAGAUAAGUCUAAAUGAAUAUUGGGAGAACAAAUGGGACAGGAGUCAAUGGUAUACCAGAGUACAUCCGAAGGUGUGGAAGGAAAAAAGGGAAGAAGAUGGUACAAAUAGCAAGAUGGAGAUGUGGGAAUGA
Molecule: messenger RNA, 2664 nt
Organism: Trachymyrmex septentrionalis
Lineage: Eukaryota; Metazoa; Arthropoda; Insecta; Hymenoptera; Formicidae
Exons: 3
Coding region: 1-2664 (887 amino acids)
Molecular function (GO): catalytic activity
Source: RefSeq, a predicted model, not a curated record